Knipowitschia caucasica is the source of this 1011-nucleotide messenger RNA. NCBI's taxonomy places the organism in Eukaryota, Metazoa, Chordata, Actinopteri, Gobiiformes, Gobiidae. The record is from the annotation of a GenBank genome assembly.
AUGGGGAAAGCAGAUUCAAAUAAAGAGCCAAAAACUCCACACGGCCUCUACAACCAGGGAGCGACCUGUUACCUCAACAGCAUCCUACAGCUGCUGUUUAUGACUCCAAACUUUUAUGAAAGGUUGAGCUCAAACAGGAAGAGAGACCUGGAAUUAAAGGCACUCUUUGAUUCUCUGAAGCAGGGACCGUGUCGGACAGACAAUCUCACAAAGCACUUUCACAUCAAUGACGUGUCCACACAGCACGAUGCGUCCCAAUACUUGGAGCUCAUUUUAAAGCGGAUCAGUCCUUCUGCGUCUGAGAUGUUCCGUGGAGAGUUGUUCCACUCCAUAAAGUGUGUCAAAGGCCACUGCAUCAACGAAGACACAGACCCGUUCAUAGUACUCCCGUUACCGAUCAUAGACCCCGUGAAUGGACUUUACAGCGUGGAGACUGGACUCGAAAGAAUAUUCGAGACUAGAAUGUAUAUGGGGGAAAACCGAGCGUACUGUGAGGACUGCGGUCGAAACACCGAAGCGGAACACAAAUGUGAGAUGAAGGUCCAUCCUCAGGUUCUCAUUAUCCUCCUGAAGAGAUUUGUACUUCACCACAGCAGCAAAGGACACAUCAAGUCUAACUGUGCGGUCAGCAUCCCGGCCACACUGGACAUGAAGGGAAUGCAAUAUGACCUUUACGGCAUAGUGCACCACUGGGGUCAUCUGAAGAGUGGACACUACACAGCGACCGUCCUGUCCAGAAACGAUAAGACUUGGUACCAGUUCAACGAUGACCGUGUCCAAAAGGCUGACGAGCAACUUUCGGGUCACACCAGUUCCCAGACUGCGUAUCUGCUUGCAUAUACAGGAGAGCAAAAACAAGUGGUCAAAACAGCACUUUCAGAACCAAAGCGCCCCCUACCGGCGACUCCUCCAUGUCGCAUAAAGACGGCACUGCUCGUGGGUUGUUCCGUCUUUGUCGCAGUCCUGUUCAUAGCAUUAGUUCUAGGUUUAAGUCUGGGAUUAACGAAGUAA